Aspergillus wentii DTO 134E9 is the source of this 3550-nucleotide messenger RNA. RefSeq lists its product as uncharacterized. NCBI's taxonomy places the organism in Eukaryota, Fungi, Ascomycota, Eurotiomycetes, Eurotiales, Aspergillaceae. The coding region runs from base 1 to 3402 and encodes 1133 amino acids. The transcript is spliced from 3 exons. The record is from RefSeq and is a predicted model, not a curated record.
AUGACACAUGUAACAAAACCGAGACUUUCAUGGGAAGUCACUUUAUCGCUGUCAAAUGUAUAUGGAUCCACGCUCUACCAGUUCUUCGACUCGUCUAGUUCAGAUAGCGUCGUGUCGCUGCUAGAUCACAUCGAAAUCGAGAAUAUUGAGGUCACCUACAAAUAUAACGGUCCCCAGACGGCCAGCUUCACAAGUAAAGGCCUCAUCAAGCUAGGAGAUCUUCCACUCUCGCUCUCCUUCAACCAUGACAGUAAAGGAUGGGAAUUCAAGGGUGAGCUCAAAUUUGGUGAAAGCAAACCCCCAUCGACGACAAUCGGCAAGGUCGCAGCACAUAUCUUUGGUCCCGAUGUAGAAUUCCCAGACUUUGUGGCGAACAUCGAGCUCAAGCUGCCAGAGUCGAAAAAUUCCGCAGGAGUCGAGAUGUUUUCUCUGAAGAAAGAGGAGGAGAAUCCUGAUUCUGGAGAGAGUACGGGCCCGGAUGCUGCUGCUGCUGCUGCUCCCAAUCCCAAAACCGGAUCCAAGAGUGAUGUCUUCUUCACUGCAUGGGUCGAGGUCGACGGCUUUCGGUUUCAAGCAUUUCAAUUCCAGGGCGCACCGACAGACGAAAAAAAUCCCAAAACCAAACCUGCGGUUCAACGAGCAUUUCGACUUUCUGUGAAGGAGAUCCCGCAGGUCAAAGUGGACAUGAUUGGCGACCUUCCACAGCCGUUUGACGAGAUGGUGUUUUUUUACGUGCAACCACAGAAGGCGCCAGGUGCUCCGGCUGGCUUAACGCAUGGAGCCGUGAAGAAGAUGAAUGAGAAACUUAGUCAACUUGGCGACGGCCAAGAACUGCGAUAUAAAGCACUUAAAAAAGAGGAAGCCUAUCAGCCUAACGAUGUAGUGAUUCGUUCCGGUAUGCACUUCAUGUUGAUCCGUAAGGAUCCUCAGCAGGGAAGCAUCGUUGCAUUUGAUUAUGUCUUUGGCCAGGCUAAGUCCAAGUCCAAGAAAGCCAAAGCCCUUACGACGGGUGACCUGCCACCCACUGCGAUGGUAGAUGAAGGAGAGGGAGAAGACACUCAACCUGAGCCCCCAGCCAAAGCACCAUAUGAGAAGAAAGUUGGCCCUAUCACGAUCCGCAACUUGGGUCUGAAAUACAGCCUGAACAAGCCCCCAUCGCUGUCACUACUCCUGGACGCAUCAGUCCUUCUAGGUCCAAUUGGCGUUGGUUUGCUUGGAUUCAGCAUCACUCUAGAGUUUGGAGCAGGUAAAGAUCUCUUUAAGAACAUACCCACGCCUACUUUUGCAAUUGAAGGCCUCGCUGCCUCGUUCGAUCGGUCUCCUCUGAUUUUAGCUGGCAUGUUCAAGCAUGUGGACAAAACAUAUCAAGGCGCGGCGACGCUCAGCUUCAAACCAUACCUCUUCCAAGCUGCUGGCUUCUACGGCGACGUCAAGGACAAGACUGGCACUGAAUUCAAGUCUACCUUUGUCUAUUUCAUCUUAGAUGGACCAUUGGCCACACUGGAAUUCGCCGAGAUUCGAGGCGUUACUGGUGGCUUUGGAUACAACACCUUCCUCCGGUUCCCUACGGUGACCAACGUGCCGGAUUUCCCCUUGAUCAGCACGUCCGGUCCGAACGACCCUCAAUCAGCGCUUAACACCUUGAUGGGGGGAGACGCAUGGUUCUUUCCUAAAAACAACUCAUUCUGGCUUGCUGCCGGUAUGACAGUGCUGGCCUUUGAAAUUCUCGACAUCAAAGCAGUCAUCGCGGUCGAGUGGGAUCCCAAAGUCAAGAUUGGCUUGUUUGGUGUCGCCACAGCCGAUAUGCCUGCUGGAACUGACACGAAGUUUGCCCACGUUCAACUAGGCUUAGUAGCCGUGCUUGACCUAGAUGCAGGGACAUUUAAGAUAGAGGGCCAGCUGACACCUGCCUCUUACGUGCUCGAUCCCAGUUGCCAUCUGACUGGUGGUUUCGCCUUCUACACCUGGUUUGGGGGUGGUCCAUCUUCAGGUGACUUCGUCUUCACCAUCGGUGGAUAUCAUCGCUCAUACAAGCCACCAGCACAGUACCCCAAUCCACCCCGUCUAGCCAUCAGCUGGUCCUACGACAGCUCUAUCAGCAUCCGUGGCGAAGCCUACUUUGCUAUCACACCCAAGGUCUGCAUGGGUGGUGGUCGACUAGACGCCUCCCUCACGCUGGGAGCUCUCUACGCCUUCUUCGACGCUUACGCCGACUUCCUCAUCAACUAUAAGCCAUUCCACUUUUCAGCAGAUGGUGGCCUCAGCGUUGGUGUUCGUUUCACUCUCGACCUGUGGAUUUGCACGGUGCAUAUCAACAUCGAGAUCUCAGCUACUCUCUACAUUGAAGGACCACCGAUUGCCGGCCGAGUCCAUGUCAACUUCUGGGUUUUCGGCUUCGACAUUAACUUUGGCAACAAGAUCACCCCCGAUACCAAGGCACGUACCUUGCGUCAAUUUAUCCAGCAGGUUCUACAAGCCGAUCUUGCCAAGGGCAAAACCGCAGAUGCAACUGACCCGCCACCGGUCAUCUUCUCCUGUAACCAGGGUUUAAUUGCAUCCGACGACAAUAAUGCUAAAUCUGAACCUAACGCAACUGCUUGGAACGUCCGCGGUGCCGUCUUCCAAUUCACUGUCGGCUGCAAGUUCGCCGUCAAAGAGGCUGCGGUGGUGACGGACCAGCCUGACGCACAUGGCGAUCCCAUCCCCGCGUACAAGCCUACUCCGAAUCCAAAAGAUAUCUUCUCCAAGCCCAUGCAUCUAGAUGAAAGCCAACCACUUUCAAGUGUUCUAACCGUCAAGAUCAAGCCAAAGCAGACGACACUGGCUCUAACCGCGUCUGACCACGAUUACGGCGUUCCGGUGUGGAACUCAGCCAAGUUGAACUACAAGUCCGUCCCAAUGGCAUUAUGGGGACCGUAUAAAUCCGAUGAGGACCCGAAUGCGGCCUCGAAUCCCAACCAGAUUGAAGGGCUUCUUAAAGGAGACAAUCCAGCCGUCUCGCAAGCUACGGGAAUCACUAUUUCCUCACCAUUGCCGGUGCUAAGUAACGAAGACAAGAUACCACCCUUCGAUUACAAGACUUUCUUCAUCCAGGAUGCUGGUGGGCCGUAUCAUUUCCCCGAUAUCAACCAGCAGCAGGACGCCUGGGAACCGGAGAAUGAAGACACCAGUCAGGGUGCUUGGGAAACCGUCCGCAAGCAAUGGGAUGGCCCACCAGGAUUUGGUGGUGAUGCUGCUGAUGCUUUUGUCAAGCUCUGGGCCAACCAGGAAUAUUUCAAGUGGGAUCUCACCAAGGACCAAACAAUCACAGGACAGAAACCCGGUAAUAUAUUGUUGAAGGAUGAGGAGACUUUUGGAAGCUCGUUUUUGGAGGUUCCCAGACUGGGGACUGCUGCUGCAUGAGUAUAGUUCUAUAGCAUUUUUCAAAUUGCAUAAUCGAAAUUUGCUUGCUGGAUUGGCUGUAGAACGUACAUAAUGGAACUUACCAAUUUCAACAUGAUAUCAUGCGUUUCGUUUUAAAUCUCUGUUCAUAUCAGUCAAUCAAUCAAGC